Molecule: messenger RNA, 456 nt
Organism: Balearica regulorum gibbericeps (East African grey crowned-crane)
Lineage: Eukaryota; Metazoa; Chordata; Aves; Gruiformes; Gruidae
Source: RefSeq, a predicted model, not a curated record
AUGUCUUGCCUUGGUGUCAGGCAGUUCAUUGAAGUGAGAAGCAGUUGGUUUGUUUUAGCAAUCACAACUUAUUUUUGUUCUUUUUCAGUUGAAGAGGGUGAAUCUUCAGAUUUUGCUUUGACCUGGGACUCAUCUGUGACUCAAUCAGGUGGCCUGGGAGGAGAGCUGGAGAGUGAAGUGAAGGACAGCCGGGCCCUGGAAGAGAGGAACAGUGUGACGAGCCAGGAAGAGAGAAAUGAGGAAGAUGAAGACAUGGAGGAUGAGUCAAUUUACACCUGCGAUAACUGUCAGCAGGACUUCGAUUCACUGGCAGACCUGACUGAACACAGGGCACACAACUGUCCUGGAGGUUGUCUGUUUCAAACAGCAGCAGAGCUAUAUAUGGAUAUUGCCAGCUUGGAAGCGGCUGAUUUUUCUAAACUACUGUACGAUCGGAGGGUCGUCCGGCAGGUGAAG